GAUAAUUCUCUCCUUUUCUCAUCUCUUUGCAGAAUUUAGCAGCGCAUUCUCCAACUCCCAUUCAGUGAAAGAAGAAAUGAAAAGUUUGCAACUUCUCUCAUUUUUGUUGCUUUCUUGCAUCAUCACCCCAGCAAAUACAUAUGGAGGAAAGAAAAAAGAGGCACUGGGAUCACAGAGUCAGCACACUAGAACAAAGAAAGAUCAGCAAAACUUUGAAACCAAAUUUCGACUCUAUACAGAUACAAAUGAAGAAGGCUGUCAGAUUUUUUUUAAUCAGUUGGAGACUCUUGACAAAUGCCAUUUCAAUGCCUCUCUUCCUCUGGUGAUGAUAGUCCAUGGCUGGUCGGUAGAUGGGAUGUUAGAAGGUUGGAUAUGGAAAAUGGCAGCAGCUCUGAAAUCUCAGCAUAAACAAAUUAACGUGAUCAUUGCAGAUUGGCUUACAUUUGCUCACCAGCACUAUCCCAUUGCUGUACAAAAUACACGCUACAUAGGACAGGAGAUAGCAGACUUCCUGGAAUGGCUGGAGGAAUCGGUUCAAUUUUCCAGAAGCAAUGCUCAUCUGAUUGGGUACAGCCUAGGAGCUCAUGUUUCAGGAUUUGCUGGAAGUUUUAUCAGCGGUACAAACAAGAUUGGAAGAAUUACAGGCCUUGACCCUGCUGGUCCCUUGUUUGAAGGAAUGUCGCCAACAGACCGUUUAUCUCCAGAUGAUGCAAACUUCGUAGACGCAAUUCAUACAUUCACUAAACAGCACAUGGGUCUCAGUGUUGGCAUCAAGCAGCCUGUGGCUCAUUUCGACUUUUAUCCCAACGGAGGCACCUUUCAGCCUGGCUGUCACAUCAUGCAUGUGUAUAACCACAUUGCACAAUACGGAAUUACUGGCAUCACUCAAACCGUGAAAUGUGCCCACGAGAGGUCAGUUCAUUUGUUCAUCGACUCUCUGCUUCACAACGACAAGCAAAGCACAGCAUACGGGUGCAACGACAUCAACACUUUCAACAAAGGAAUGUGCCUCAGCUGUAGAAAGAACCGGUGCAACACACUGGGCUACAACAUCAGGGAGGAAAGGCUCCCCAAAAGUAGACAACUCUUUUUGAAAACAAGAGCACAUAUGCCUUUCAAAGUCUAUCAUUAUCAGUUCAAGAUCCACUUCAUCAAUGAAAUCCAAGACAAGCAGAUAGACCCAACUUUUACCAUCUCUCUGACAGGCACUAAGGAGGAUGCUAAAAACCUGCCAAUCCCACUAGUUGAAGGUAUUAGCGGGAAUAAAACCUACUCUUUUCUUCUCACCCUGGACACUGAUAUCGGUGAGCUAAUAAUGAUCAAAUUCAAAUGGGAAGGAACUGCAGUUUGGGAAAAUAUCUGGGACACAGUUCAAACCAUAAUACCAUGGACAAAAGGCACCCGUCGACCAGGACUUAUAGUGAAGACAAUAAGAGUGAAAGCAGGGGAAACACAACAAAAAAUGACAUUUUGUUCUCAAAGCAUUGACAACGUUCACCUUCAUCCAGCCCAAGAGAAAACAUUUGUGAGAUGUGAAGAUCGCUUUCGGAGACAAAACAGAAAGUGAGCAAGAAUGCAAGAAACAACUACUCACACAAAUAUAUUCAAAAUACUAUACAUCUAGUAAAAUGUUUUAAAAAUACAGCUACAUUAAAUUUAAAUACCCUGAUGGUUUCAGAGGUGGUGAAGAAAAUACAUUAAAAAAAAUAAAAUCUAGAUUUUGUGAUUCAACAGUAAACUGAAACAUGCCCAUGAACAGCAACUGUCAUUUUAAAGUUGUUUAAAGUUUAAAAAAAAAAAACACUCACUAGAAAUAAAAAGAUUACUAUUUGAAAGAAUCACUGCAACAAGCCUUUGAAAAAAUUCAUUUUCUUGAUUUAAGGGAGAAAAGGAGCCUCAUUUCCCAUUAAAUACUUCAAAACAUGAAUAGUGACUACUAUCAGUUAAAACCUUCCUAAAUUAUUUCCUAAUGAAGGGGGAGUUAGAUAAUUCAUAGAAGAAAAUAUUCCCAAAUAGAUAACAUCAUUAACAAAGAGUUUGAAUUUUAACUUUAUAACAUUAAAAAACUAAAACACAUCUCAACAUACAGAAUGCUUGAGCUAUCUGUCAUAACCAUGACAAGCCAAAUAACUAUAUCACCUAAAAAUGCUAUACUAAACUUUGUCCUAUUGGAAAAUGCUUUGCUGUUUAAUUAAAAUGCUUUGCUGUUUUAAUUAAAGUACUGAUUUAAAUUACCAGUAAUUUAGUUAUUUUAAUGAUGCUUAGUAUAUUACAGGCAAUUCUAUCACAACUGAAUUCAGUUAACUUUUGCAUUAAAAUCAUAUUUACCUGUUUGGGUAAGGCCUGAGAUUUUUAGAUUUUUAGUCACUGUAUAGCAGAUUUUAGCACAAUUUGAAACUGCAUUAAUAAAUGAAAAUGGUAAAACCCUCAAGCAUCUUCAAUGCAUAUAAACAAACUUUAAAAAUUCAAACAUAUACAGUUCCCCUGUUUCCUAUGACAGAAUAUAAACUACAUAAAGAAACAUUAUUGUCUCAGAUUCUUUUUAUUUUAUGGUUAGUGCAUACUGAAAUAGAAAUCAGUAUGUAUGCCAGAGUAUCUCAUUUGUCACUUUGCAAUGCUAAGCACAAGAUUAAUUAAAAAUUAUGUUUCUACUAUUCUGUAUUAUGAAUGUAAUUUGUUUUAAAUGUUCUCUAAAUGGUAAAAAAUGUGGAAGAUAGUCCUAAGACCUGAAGCAAAGCAUAUCUUCCAUACCGAGAUAUUGCAGGGAAUUUUGAAUCAAAAGAUACAGAUGUCAUCAGGAUUAAAGUGAGAUUUAUUUAAAAAGCAUGACAAAUGAACAAGUUGAGCAGAUCCCGCAGGCAAGGAACAGUGAUCACAUGUUGAAGGCAAGCAUCUUUGCCGACCAUUCAGAAUAUUAACUUCUAACUUUUAAAAGCUGUUUUCAAUAACUACCGUUCCUUUAAACAAACAGCAAUAUUCAAUACAGAAACAGGAAGGCUGACUAAAUAUGACAGGAACUGAAGCAUACUUACUUUUCAAAUGAGGAUGGAAUGAGGUGUACAUUUCAGAAGCUGGUCUGGGAUUUAAAACGGCCACUUGAAGUAGCAUCUUGAUUGGGGGAAACAUUUAUACAUUUAGAUACGAAUUCCAUAUAAAAGAAUCUUUAGAUCUUCACCGAAAAUGAAGGUUUGUGCUUUAAGUUUUGCUCAAUGAAACAAAUUGGUUUUUUUUAAACAUGAGAAGUAUUUCCAACUUCCAUGUCAAAAAUUACAAUUUAAGUCAUCAAUUCUGUGCUUCAGGCUGCUAUCCUCCAAACUUCAAUUUCCUAACAUAAUUAUUUUAUUAAAGCUCCGUAAUGUGUUCUGUGUUUAUAUAAAAAUUGAUCACUUAAAUACAACAGCCAAAAGUCAAAAUCAGGAGUAGACAAGGAUUAGGGAAAUUUCAGCAAUAUGUAUCCCGGAAAGACUUAGGUAAGCACCAGACAUUUUUUAGAUGAUGGUUGGUUGUUUUGGGGUUUUUUUGGUGCUUGGUGGUUUUUUUUUUGUUUUGUUGGGUUUUUUUUGUAGUAGCUGUAAUCCACUGGCAAGACACAAUUGCUGUCACCCAGUGACAGCAUUUUUAGGGCAUGAAGUUGAAACGGACUGUGUCCUGAAGAAUGACAGACAAGGAACAAAUGACAAUGUGGCCAUUUUAGUUUUCCAAAGCAGGAUGAAAAAUGGGACAGAGAGAGAGAGACAGAAGUAUGUGUGUGGCUAACUCAAAUUAUGCCUCUCCCUAGAUUGUCUCUGGAAUUCAAUUUUUGCUUCCGGAGAAAGCUAAAGAACUGCCGCUUUUACUUCUCAUGUUUUGGGUUGUUUUGUUUAUAAGAUACUGUCUAUUUAUAGAAGAACUGCUGUCAUUGGAAUUGCAUCUACAGCAGUGGUAAUCACCGGCUUUCUAAGCUAUGAACUUUGAAAUCUUCCUGAACCAAACCCUACCCCUGCUCCUCAAAAACGACUUUGGUCAGAAGGUAGUGAAGGAUGACAGAGCAAGAGACAAAGGCUAGAAAGAACCGGACUGUGCUUCUCCAGUGCAGAAACUACCACGUUAGCAUUUCGCUAUACCUAGAAAAAAGCACUAGAGAGUUGGCGAGACAGCUUUUAAUGAGAUUAGUAUGAUGUAAAACAUACAUGUUCACACAGCCUUUCAAGUCAUGAUCUUCCUGUAGUCACACACCCGAACACACUUAGAAACAUUUUAGACAUUAAAAUUGGCAUUUCUUUCACAUUACUAUCACUUACUUGGUAAGGAGGCUGAUAAAGAGACCUAAACCUUAGGAGAAACAAGCUUGAAAACAUUAGUUCAGCAAAAGCAGACAGAAAAAAGGUCAGCGAUGCCCACAGUGCACUGAAAUUCAAGUAACAGGGAUACUGCAGUCUGAGGACUUCUAAAAUUUCUGUGGAAAAAACAUUCUCCAGUACAAAUGAAACAAGCUAGUAUAUCCUCAGAUAAGAAUCUAAAAACUUUUAAAAAGUCAAAUAAGAAAAUUAAAAGGACAUUCAGUAUUUGAACUCUUGCAGAUACGAAGAUACUUACUCUGAUGUCAUUUUUCACAAACCCUAUGUCCAAAUAAAUUCUGUCCUUAUGUUUUGAUACGCAUUAACUGAUUUCUGAUGUAAAAAUGAAAUAAAGCCCAAGUCGCAGCACA
Messenger RNA from Chroicocephalus ridibundus (black-headed gull), 4687 nucleotides. RefSeq names its product lipase C, hepatic type (gene LIPC). The record is from RefSeq and is a predicted model, not a curated record. Lineage: Eukaryota; Metazoa; Chordata; Aves; Charadriiformes; Laridae. The transcript has 9 exons. Bases 77 to 1567 code for a protein of 496 amino acids. Gene Ontology annotation, molecular function: apolipoprotein binding; lipoprotein lipase activity. Gene Ontology annotation, biological process: triglyceride catabolic process; fatty acid biosynthetic process.